Molecule: messenger RNA, 1375 nt
Organism: Nelumbo nucifera (sacred lotus)
Lineage: Eukaryota; Viridiplantae; Streptophyta; Magnoliopsida; Proteales; Nelumbonaceae
Product: polygalacturonase-like
Biological process (GO): carbohydrate metabolic process
Molecular function (GO): polygalacturonase activity
Source: RefSeq, a predicted model, not a curated record
AUGGCCAAGCAAUUAGCUUGCAUUCUCUCUCUCCUCUUCAUGUUCUUCUCUUCAUCGAAAGCAGUCUACAAUGUAGUCAGCUUGGGGGCCAAGACGGACGGCAAGACCGACGCCACACAAGCAUUCCUCAAGGCAUGGAGCUUGGCAUGCAGCUCGGCCAGGGCCGAUACAAUCUACGUCCCUCCCGGCAGAUACUUGAUGAAGCCAGCUGAGUUUAGAGGUCCAUGUAAGAACAGAGUCAAUGUUAAGAUCGAUGGAACCCUGGUCGCCCCUUCCGAUUAUCGCGUCAUCGCCAAUUCAAACAGUUGGCUCCUGUUCAUUCAGGUCAAUGGAUUGUCGGUCACCGGAGGCACAAUUGACGCUCAGGGGGCCGGCUUGUGGGCUUGCAAGACCGCCGGCAAGAGCUGCCCGUCUGGAGCAAGGUCGAUAACGUUCAACUACGCCAAUAAUGUGGUGAUCAGCGGCUUGACAUCGUACAACAGCCAGAUAUCUCACAUCGUGAUAAACAACUGCAACAAUGUAAUGGUCCAAGGGGUGAAGAUCGUUGCACCUGAUCAGAGUCCCAACACCGACGGCAUACACGUACAGUUCUCGACAGGAGUUACAAUCACAAGUUCUAGCAUUAAAACCGGAGAUGAUUGUGUCUCCAUCGGUCCGGGCACUAAAAACCUUUGGAUUCAGCGUGUUGCCUGCGGACCUGGACACGGCAUCAGCAUCGGUAGCCUGGGUAAGGAUCUGAAUGAACAAGGUGUGCAGAAUGUGACUGUAAAGGAUUCUACAUUCACCGGAACCGAUAACGGAGUACGGAUUAAGUCGUGGGCGAAACCAAGUAAUGGGUUCGUGAGGGGCGUCCUUUAUCAGAAUCUGAUCAUGAACAAUGCUAAGAAUCCGAUCAUAAUAGACCAGAUAUACUGCCCUGACAAUAACUGCCCAAAUAAGGUACAGAAUUCUGGCGUGAAGAUCAGCCAGGUGACGUACCAGAACAUCCGGGGAACAUCGGCGACACAGGUUGCUGUGAAUUUUGUUUGCAGUUCAAGUAACCCAUGCACAGGAAUCAGAUUACAGGAUGUAAAGCUUACCUAUCGGAAUGGAGCAGCUCUAUCAUCUUGUGCAAACGCCAGUGGUACCGCAGGCGGAGUAACAGUGCCGGGGAGCUGUUUAUAGAGAUGUUUCUUCUCCCUCUUUUAAGGCCUGUUGUAAUAUAUUAUGUCUCCGGCCAUGUGGAUGGAUUCUGAUAUUGCCUCAAUCCAGUAAAACCCAGAGGGAAGGCAAGCUACCAACCCGGGUUUCUUCUUCUUUUGUUUCUUCAUUAACUGACUCUGGUGUAUUGGCCGAGUCAAACUCAAAAAACUCACUCAACUAUUUGCUUGGUUCA